This is a messenger RNA of Paramuricea clavata, 3454 nucleotides long. Lineage: Eukaryota; Metazoa; Cnidaria; Anthozoa; Malacalcyonacea; Plexauridae. The record is from the annotation of a GenBank genome assembly.
AUGGGACCUAAACUUGCUAGUGAAAUUCCAGUAAGCAGUAAUCAUACGAGUUACACUGAUUAUCUCAUUAACACUGACAAAAGGUUUCAAUUUACGCAAACUAACAAUGAUCAAGUAUUUUCAGUGUUAAGCAAACUAUGCAAAUCAAAAGCAACCGGUCUUGAUCAGAUCUCAGCCAGACUUGUUCGAGAAUGUGCUGAUCUUAUUUCUAGUUCCAUAACCAAUAUUUUUAAUCUUUCAUUAUUAUUGGGUACAUUUCCUGAAGAUUGGAAAUGUGCCAAAGUUACUCCAAUCUUUAAACAAGGUACACGGAAUGAAAUGAAUAACUACCGCCCAAUUUCUGUGAUUUCAGUAAUGGCUAAGGCCUUUGAACGAAUAAUCCAUAAUCAACUUUAUGCAUACAUGUUAGAACAUGAUUUGCUAUCCGAACACCAGUCGGGGUUUCGUUCUUUACAUUCAACGGCUACGGCUUUACUUGAGGCCACUGAUAGUUGGUCUUACAAUAUUGACCGCGGCAAUAUUAAUGCCGUGGUAUUUCUAGACCUGAAAAAGGCUUUCGAUACGGUCAACCAUGAGAUCUUGUUGUCUAAACUCAGAAACUAUGGAAUUCACGGAGUUGCCUACAAAUGGUUUAAGUCAUAUUUGAAAGACCGUAGGCAGAAAUGUUUUGUUAACGGGUCACUUUCAAAAAAAUGUAGUCUUAAGUGUGGAAUUCCUCAAGGAACGAUCCUAGGACCGCUCCUGUUUCUGGUAUUUAUUAAUGAUUUACCAAAUUGUUUAUCUAAUUCUCAUCCCAGAAUGUAUGCAGAUGACACUAAUCUUACAUAUUCUGGUAGCGAUACAAACAGUAUUCAAUUUCAUCUUAACGAAGACUUGGAAAACAUUAAUGAAUGGUUAAUAUCAAAUAAACUUACUUUAAAUAUGACUAAAACUGAGUACAUGUUAAUUGGGUCGAGACAACGUUUAAGUACUCUUUCUGACAAUCCUUCUUUUGAAAUAAAUGGAAUUCCUUUAGAUCGAGUUUCGACAACAAAAUCACUUGGUGUCUUAUUAGACGAAAAUCUUACUUGGAGUAGUAGUCAUAUCAAUAAAAUGACAAAACGAAUUGCUUCUGGUAUCGGUGCUAUUAAGCGGUUAAGGUCAUUUGUUUCAUUGGAAACAUUGCAUGUUAUUUACCAAGCUCUAAUACAACCACAUUUUGAUUAUUGUAAUGUUGUGUGGGGAAAUUGUGGGAAAACUUAGCCUGCGAACAGGCCCUGGGUUGCGGGCGGCGCGAAGAAUAGAGGGCCUGCACGGAACUAUAGGUUUUCUUGGUAGUGGCGUUCGUAUAGAAACGCAGGCUUCUGAUUGGCUUACACUCGUUGACAAAAUUACUAAAAAUAGCAAAUGUCAACAACAGCAUUUUGAAGAAUUUGAACUUUAUUCAUUUUAAUAUUAUAUAUUAUAAGACUAUCGAACAAAUAACACUAGAAAUGGAAACCAAAAGCAAUAGCAAAGCAUCACAGCAAAAACGUCUAUCAUAAAUGCCUUGAAUCUAUCGCUUAAAUUCAAUACUAUAACAGUAUUCUGAACUUCGUCUUCGGAUUGACAUCAGACUAUAGUACUACAUUUUGAGGUCGUCGUGGCUUCACGGAUUAUUCUCAUUAGUGAGCAAGUCAGCAAGCGAAGGCAUACAAAAGAUACCCAAAUAUGUACGAAUAAUUAUAUUGUUGAUCCUCGCUGGCAUGUCAUUUAGAUAAAUAUAUACCGUACAUUAAUUAAACGUUGUACUAUUAACUGUAUAAACUGCUGACAAUUUCGUCGUCGAUACGGCUUCCACUAUUGGCACACUCGUGAUUUCGAAGAAAUUAAUAAAUACAUGCUCAUUUAUCAUUUAUUUAGACCACAGUUAGUAAAAUUUUAGACGUAUUUGGUAUUCCAAACCCCAAUCUAUCUGCCCGUAUUUUAGUAACAGCUUCAAAUAUUCAGAACAUUGUUCUUUCAGUCGCACAUAGUACAAGUAUUACUGUACAUUCAAUGCCAAUGGUAGUAUUUUAUUCGGCUUUAUAUUUGUAUGUGUAUUGAUAUCUAUUUAAUAUUUGAAGAAUUCUAUAUUUUUCCGAGUAAUAAAUUGUGCGGCCCGCUAAUGCUUUGUAUUAUUGUUCACAUAACAUUAUGUAUACAUUUUAAUAUUCAGUAUUUCUUCGUUGUACAAUAAUGUACACGCCUUGCGUCAAUUUGACAGUUGACAGUUUAUUUAUCGCAGUCGACGCUGAUUGGUUCGCGUUUAGCAGAUGCGAAAAGGGGAUGAUUAAAUAAAACGCAUGGUUCCGUGCAGGCUCAUCUUUCUCCCAGUGAGCCUGUUCGCAGGCUAGGGAAAACUUUAUCUAACAAACUUCAAAAACUUCAAAACCGUGCAAUGCGUUUUUUUGUAAUUACUGUCAUGGAGGACGGUCAUGAAAUUUCAAGCUCCACUCAAAAGUCAAAUAACAACCUAAUUUUGGCUCAGUCUUUAAUAAAUUUGAUCGAUAAUCAUUCAGAAGGGACUGACAAGGUUAUGGACGGGAAUAAUGGCGAAACACAGAAGCUUGUAGAAGAAUUAAACACUGAAAUUUUAACGACAUCGACCGCAGCGGUUAAAGCAAAACUAUCGAAGGAUUCCUCGGCAAAGUUACACGGUAAAAGAGACAAGAUCAUGGAAUAUUGCAGGUACAAAUUUCCUAACUUUCCAAAAGACAAACCCUUACGUAGAAUAACCCGUUCUGGGGGGAAAUCUGCAAACGAGAAAUUGGCGAGUGAUAUUAUUGCCUUAGUGAAAUACUGUUGUUCAGAAGAAAUCACAGUUGAGAUCAAUGAGUUGUUUAAAAAGUCUUCGUCUGUACAUCCUGAAAUGUCGUUCAGUAGCUCGCAAGGUCAAAAAAUAACGAACUGUACUGACAUUGACCAAUUUACGAGUUUAGCUGAAAAUUUAGAUAUAAAAUUGUGUACAUUGAGAGAAGACUUUGAUCAGACUGUGACAUGCCUUAAAGACGAGAUCUCAGAGUUAAAGUCUGAUUUAUGUGCAAAGCAAGCUAAAAUUCAAGCUCUUGAAUCGGAACUUGCCACAUUUAAGGGGAAUUGUAAAUCUUCUUUGGAAAAUACGAAGGCGAAACUAGAAUCAUGUGAGAUUGAGUUAAAUAAAAAUGAAGAAAACAUAGCAAAACAUGAAAGCAAUUUUCAAAAGCUAUCUAAAGACCUUGAGAAACUUAGAAAGGAAACAAAAGAAAUUGGCAAAGUAAAAUCAAUUAGUAAAAACCCAUUAGCGAUAACAAUUGAAAAUCAAUCUUCUGAGUCAAACAAAAAUAUAUACGUAGAAGCUGCAAAUACAAUUUUGAGCUCAGAGGAAAUUAAAACAAAAAAAACUGACAAAGCAAAAUCAAUUAGGGAAAAUUCAUUAGCGACAACAAUUGAAAUCCUAUCUCCUGAGGCUAAUUAA